CAAAUAUAAAAAAUGCGUGUUAAAUGAAAUGAUAAAAUUGGUAAAUGACGUUUUUACGUAGAGAGCACAUUUUCUAUUUUAAUAUUGUUACUUUCAUUAAUGCUUUCUCGACCAAACAAACCCCAAAAAUAAUCACGAUAAUCCAGCAAGAUCGACGUGUUAUGAAUUUAGAGGAAUAGUUGUGUAUAACUUAUCAAGAUAUAUGUAAUUUUGGACAAACAUUAAUAUUUACUUAAUAUUUUGGAAUUAAAUUUAUCAGCUGUCAUUGGUGAAAAAAUCACGUGGUUUUCUUGUCUUAUCCUUACUUCACGACUUCUGCCAAAGUCAUUUCAAUUAAAAGCCGUUAUGUAAGAUGAGCAAAUGGAUUUAAGAAGCAGGAAUGGAUUUUUUACAACUAAAUAUUUGGCUUAUAUCAUUAAUAUUGUUAAGUGAAGGAUUCAUGUUAAAACGAAGAUUUAAAAGAUACCCAACACCGCCGCCACCAACUGCUUCUCCGGUACAACUUACUGCACAAACAUAUAGGGCAAUAGUGAACGAAUCUGUACCAAUUACAUGUCCACAGAAUAAGAUUAUACGAAAAAGAAUGUCACAUUCAGCAGAUAGCUUACAAAGCAUGCUGUUAGAAAAAGGGGGAGCAAUAAUACCACAACUCAUUGCGACGGAGGAUGAUUCUGCAAGAAAAUUUAAAAACUUGCUCAAUUUGGGAACAUUCGUGGAUGAAGAGGGUAUAGACAAUCAUUUUGAAAGUGUAAAAUCUCCUCUUUAUAAAGACAAACUUGAAGACGAUUUACGGAAGUGGAAUCAUGUGAUUAAUUCCAUUAAAAGUGCAAAUAGUUCAAAAAGUGCUAAUACAACUUUACUUAAAUCUACAAGUGACAUUGUUCAUAAUAAUAUCAAUACAACCAUUCCAGCUAUGGAAAUUCAUACGACAGAGAGUUCAAACUCAGCAAUUCAUCAUACCAUCUCAGAUUUUCUCGUAAAAAAUGGCAUAACAUUACAACAAUUAUUGGACUAUGUGAAAUCUAUGAAAAUUUCCACUAAUCCAAAAAUUUUGAUGUCAUUACAACAACACAAAUUCAAAAGAAAGAAACGAAACGCAGGAGGUUCAACAUCUAUACAACAAUAUUGUGUAAAGAAAGGUGCUCCUGUUAAGAACAGUUUAUUGAGCCUGUGUGGCGAAUGUGCUGUUACGACUUUACUACCACAAGACCGGUAUCCUAGGAAACUAAACGAGGCUGUGUGUGAUAACAAGGAUCUGACAUGUCUGAGCUUUAGUGGACGGCCACAGGGUGCAUGCAUUCCCGGUAUAAUUAAUUUAACAUUUUUACGACGUCGUCCUGGGUCUUGUCGGAUGAUGAUUAGGACGGGAGAGGUAGUUGAUGUGGAUGAAUGGGAGCCGUACACACAGAGAGUUAGAACAGGUUGUCAUUGUGCCAUUGAUAAGCGUUCUUAUAUAAUACCGCGCAUAGACGGGUUCGCUCCUAUUGUGGGAUAAAGUGCAAGCUGAGUUUAGACCUAGCUGAUUUGUUAUCUGGCCACUGAUAAACGAUCUGUUAUACCACCGCGCAAAGACGGUUUAGCUUCUAUUGUUGGAUAAGUGCAAG
Mytilus trossulus (common blue mussel) is the source of this 1604-nucleotide messenger RNA. RefSeq lists its product as uncharacterized. The transcript is spliced from 5 exons. NCBI's taxonomy places the organism in Eukaryota, Metazoa, Mollusca, Bivalvia, Mytilida, Mytilidae. The coding region runs from base 380 to 1495 and encodes 371 amino acids. The record is from RefSeq and is a predicted model, not a curated record.